This is a messenger RNA of Salmo salar (Atlantic salmon), 5374 nucleotides long. The record is from RefSeq and is a predicted model, not a curated record. NCBI's taxonomy places the organism in Eukaryota, Metazoa, Chordata, Actinopteri, Salmoniformes, Salmonidae.
GCUGCUUUCUGCUCUCACCAUGACGAGUUUAGAACGUGACAGCAGGAUUGUAUCUGUCGCUGCUGUUGCCUACAGUGCACCUGUUGUGGAUUGGCCAAAGCGGAACUAUCGGACUGCGAAGAAAUAGUGGAAAGUAACGAAAAUAACGAAAAGGUAUCCGAAGGCAGUUAUUCUCCUAGUUUGCUCUUAUUUGUCUAUAAAGUUGUAAAACAUGCACUGUUUGAAAAUAUUACGGGUGACCAACGCAGCGGCUGUGAAAACGUUUGUGACAGACGCCACUAGAAAAGUGAUCAAACAGGGUUGUUAUAACAGUUUAUUACCGGGUUGUCAUCUUACCGUUAAAGUUCAACCGACACAAUGUUUCAACACAAGUUCAGCAGAUCAGCACCGCAUUGGAACAACCUCAAAUAUGGAUCCUGUGCUUCCCAAACUGAGCAGUGAUGGAAAGGGUCUGUUCUCAGGAGUUGAAGAUAUGCUCUUCUACACCAUCACAGAUGGUCAGGAACAAGUCCCUGUCUCACACUUUAUCUCUGCCCUGAAGAAAACUGGUCUUAAUGCAUCAGACCCCCGACUGAAGGACUGUAUGGACAAGCUGCAACGCUCCGUAACGGAAUCCUUUCAUGACGUCAUGAUGGACCGGGAACUCUUCCACAAGUGUGUUGGUGGGAACAUAGUGCUUCUGAUCCAGGCCUUCAGAAAGAAGUUCAUCAUCCCUGAGUUUGAUUCCUUUGUAAAAAAGAUAGAUCAAAUCUACGACACCGUCCAGAAAAACCAUGACGGACAUGUAGCAGUCUACAUUCCCCACCUGGCCAAGUUCAGUCCUGACCUCUGGGGUGUGUCUCUCUGUACUGUGGAUGGACAGAGACACUCAGUAGGAGAAAGCAAGCAGCCCUUCUGUCUCCAGUCGUGUGUGAAGCCUCUGGAGUAUGCUGUGGCUAUUCACGAGGCUGGGACAGAGAAGGUACACCGCUAUGUGGGGAUGGAGCCCAGCGGACUCAAGUUCAACAAGCUCUACCUGGAUGAGGAAGACAAACCCCACAACCCCAUGGUGAAUGCUGGAGCCAUUGUCAUCAGCUCUCUUAUCAAGCCUGGCUCAAACAAGGCAGAGAAGUUUGACUAUGUGAUGGAUUUUAUCAAGAAGAUGGCUGGUCAAGAGUACGUGGGGUUCAGCAAUGCCACGUUCCAGUCUGAAAAAGAAACAGGCGAUAGAAAUUUUGCGAUUGGAUACUACCUCAAAGAGAAGAAGGUCAGUGAGGUAGAGAGUGUAAAACCAAAGGGACAGUACGGUGCAUUCGGAAAGUAUUCAGACCCCUGUUAUGGAGUGAGGGGGUGGGUGUGUGAAGGCCGAUAUCAUCAGUGUUUUCCACGUGGGGCAGAAAUGAUUGAUGCACUGGACUUCUACUUCCAGCUCUGUUCCAUAGAGGUGACCUGUGAGUCUGGGAGUGUCAUGGCCGCCACGCUGGCCCAUGGGGGCAUAUGCCCAAUCACAGGCGAGCGGGUGCUGAGUGCCGAGGCCGUACGGAAUACCCUGAGUCUCAUGCAUUCCUGCGGCAUGUACGACUUCUCUGGGCAGAUGGCCUUCCAUGUGGGCUUGCCUGCAAAGUCCGGGGUGUCUGGAGCGGUUCUGUUGGUGGUUCCUAACGUCAUGGGAGUCAUGUGUUGGUCUCCUCCUUUAGACAAGGUUGGAAACAGUGUCCGGGGAAUACACUUCUGCCAGGAGCUGGUGUCUUCGUUUAACUUCCACAACUAUGACAACCUAAGACACUUUGUCAAGAAGCAGGACCCUCGAAGGCAGGACGGAGAUGAUAGGAACAAGUCUGUGGUGAACUUGAUGUUUGCGGCCUACAGUGGAGAUGUAUCAGCCCUCAGAAGGUUUGCUCUGUCAUCGAUGGAUAUGGAGCUGAAAGACUAUGACUCUAGGACAGCUCUACACGUGGCUGCCGCAGAGGGUCAUGUGGAUGUGGUACGGUUCCUAACAGACACCUGCAAAGUGAACCCCUUUGUGAAAGAUAGGUGGAGCAGCAUUCCCCUGGAUGAUGCCCUGCAGUUUGGCCACGGUGCCGUGGUGAAUGUCUUACAGGAGUACCAGGUGGCCUGCCAGGAACAGGACAGACUACCAGUGGCUGAGAUCAUACCCAUCCCUCCCAAACUAGAGACUGUAGAAGGCAUGGUCUGAACAGGGACCGUAUGGAUCAAGCUCCCCCAUUAGGAGUGCUGAUCUACCAUCAAUUUUGCGUAAUGAAAUAGAUAAUUAUAGACAUUGAGUACCUGAUCCUAGAUCAGCACAACUACUUGAUAAAUCAUUAGGCCCCAAACGGAAGAAAACGUUCUGAAACAUGGAGGGACUUCAAGUCCAAUAACAAACACUCAUAUUAGUUUUCAGUUGCAAAUGGUAGUGUCCGAAGUGGCACUCUAUUUUUUUAGGCCUUUAGUGCAUUCAUUUUGGUUAGUAGUGUGUAUAAGUAAUAGGGAUGCCAUUAGGGAUGCAACCCUACAUGCUUAGAAAAGGUGUCUAGAACCUAAAAGGGUUCUUCGGAUGUCCCUAUUAGAGAACCCUUUGAAGAACCCUUUUUGGUUCCAAGUAGAACUCUUUUGGGGUUCCAUGUAGAACCCUUUGCACAGAGUGUUCUACAAGGCACCCAAAAGGGUUCUACUUGGAACCCAAAAGGGUUCUACUUGGAACCCAAAAGGGUUCUACUUGGAACCAAAAAGGGUUCUACUUGGAACCAAAAAGGGUUCUACUUGGAACCAAAUAUUUUUUUACCUGGAACCAAAAAUAACCCUUAUGGAACCCUUUUUUCUAUGAGUGUAUUGUUAUUCCUUCCACCUUGUCUCUCUGACAUCUCUUGAGUCCCUGGGUGUGUCCCAAUAAUAUCUCCUUCCUCCUGAAGUGUACACUUGUUCACUACGUCCCACAAAUCUAAAAGCAUUGGAUUGGUGGAGGCUAUUGUUACUUCCACAAUAGCAAUUUUGCCAGCUACGUUAUUGGACGGUAUACACACUAUACUAGUAAGCCUAGUUGGACAAGGCUGAAUAUGCACAUGAUCAAAGUUAGAAGGAGCCUAAAUAUUAGUUAUUUAGUGGGAAAUGCAUUGAUUAAAAUAUGACUAAAACUACACAAAAAUGAUCCAGUUUUAGUCGACUGAUAGUUUCUAAAAGGAUGAAAUGGCAAAAAUUGGACUAAGACUAAAAGCUAUUUUAGUCAAAACACAAAAAAUUAAAAUAAAAAAAUGAACACUGCUGGUUACCAGUCUGUGUGCCAUCAAGGCUUAACACGUUUGGCACGACCAGGAGUGGACAUGAUAGCACAAACACAUCUGGGACCAGGCUACAUAUUAACAGGCGAGUUGUGUGUUUUCUUUAGCGAGUGGGCCUUUUUGCUAAUUAACAACACACAGCUGGCCUGUCAAGAAACAGCUUUGUCGUUCUCGUCUGUGCACUUGGUGUUUAUGUGUAUGCUGCAUCAGAGAGUGCCUUUGGCUUUGCGGUUUACCGGUGAAGAUUAGCACGUUGUUGAUACAUUAGCUGACGUUGUGCUACAAGGGCGCAACAGACAGACACUUAAUAAGAUCCAGUAAUAAUGAAGGGUUCUCAGAUAUCACGGUGUCUGUUGUUUCAGUAAUAAUGAAGGGUUCAGAUAUCACGGUGUCUGUUGUUUCAGUAAUAAUGGAGUUCAGAUAUCAUGGUGUCUGUUGUUUCAGUAAUAAUGAAGUUCAGAUAUCAUGGUGUCUGUUGUUUCAGUAAUAAUGAAGGGGUUCAGAUAUCACGGUGUCUGUUGUUUCAGUAAUAAUGGAGUUCAGAUAUCAUGGUGUCUGUUGUUUCAGUAAUAAUGAAGGGGUUCAGAUAUCACGGUGUCUGUUGUUUCAGUAAUAAUGGAGGGGUUCAGAUAUCACGGUGUCUGUUGUUUCAGUAAUAAUGGAGUUCAGAUAUCACGGUGUCUGUUGUUUCAGUAAUAAUGAAGGGGUUCAGAUAUCAUGGUGUCUGUUGUUUCAGUAAUAAUGGAGGGGUUCAGAUAUCACGGUGUCUGUUGUUUCAGUAAUAAUGAAGGGGUUCAGAUAUCACGGUGUCUGUUGUUUCAGUAAUAAUGGAGUUCAGAUAUCACGGUGUCUGUUGUUUCAGUAAUAAUGAAGGGGUUCAGAUAUCACGGUGUCUGUUGUUUCAGUAAUAAUGGAGGGUUCUCAGAUAUCACGGUGUCUGUUGUUUCAGUAAUAAUGAAGUUCAGAUAUCACGGUGUCUGUUGUUUCAGUAAUAAUGGAGUUCAGAUAUCACGGUGUCUGUUGUUUCAGUAAUAAUGAAGGGUUCUCAGAUAUCACGGUGUCUGUUGUUUCAGUAAUAAUGAAGUUCAGAUAUCACGGUGUCUGUUGUUUCAGUAAUAAUGGUGUUCAGAUAUCACGGUGUCUGUUCUUUCAGUAAUAAUGGUGUUCAGAUAUCACGGUGUCUGUUGUUUCAGUAAUAAUGGAGUUCAGAUAUCACGGUGUCUGUUGUUUCAGUCAUGUCUUUGGCUUCAUUGAGUACCUGGGGCUCAGUUCCAAAAUCCGAACUAACAUAUAACUUAUUAACAUACAGUAUAACUUAGAGUGAAGCAAUGUGUUGGGCAUGCAUUCUAAGUGGUGUGCUAGAAUGGACAUUGGGGACGUAACUGGGUUUUAUUAUAUUCAGUUACUUAUUUCUAAAAGUAUGUGCCUUACUUUCUUUACCUUUAUACCUUUUGUAGUUUAUUAGAAAUCAACUGUACGUCCAUGGAUGUUAUACAUGGAUCAAUAAAUGUAGUUUGUCAACAAAUGUGGACUGUUGAAACAGAGAUAUGAGAGAAACUGUGACGUACAGCAUGUCUCUGACGUGAAAUCGAGCACGUCUGCAAACAUUGAAUUAGACUUUGUCUAAAUACUGUAUUUCUCAAACGUAAAUAAGAAAGUGUAUUUCCUAAUACCUGAUUAUUUUAUUGUGGGUAUUCUUUAGCAACACUGUGUGUGUGUUUUAACUUGUUCUUCACCUGAAUUCAUCACCAUUUUUAUGUCGUGGUUAUUAAAAUGUAUGCAAUAUGAAAGAGAUUAUCUAUUAAACAUUUUCAUGUUUUCACCCCCAUGGGUAAUGUUAUGGAAAUAUAUAUAAGGGGAUUUCCUAUGUAGGGAAAAAUAUACUUGUUGACAAUGAAAUUUGUUUUCAAUAGAUCUCAGACUUUGUGUUUUGAUACAGAUGUUUAUUUUCAUUCAGUAUACAGUAGGACAUUUAGCAGAUGGAGAGGUGGAGAUGUUGAGUUCUGAGGCGACGUGACCAGGCCAGUGGCCAGCUCUGUUCACCGUUGUCUUGGUCUCAUUGCCACAUUUCCAAGUCUUGUGUUAUUGUGUUGGAAUAAAUAUGAGAAAGCCAGAAA